GCUAAUUUUCAGCCCCGCGGGAGCCCGCCGCGCAUGCUCCAAUUCACCAGUUUCGGGUCCACUUUCUGGGGCACUUUGCGCAGGUGCGAGAACGAGACGCAGAAGUUUGGCCCUAGGCGUUGCCGUACCGUCCGGGCGGCGAGUGGCGUCCUGGUUUUAUUGGGUGUUCGUCCCGGUGUCAACUGUUCUAACGCCACCUUUGCUAUCGCCAAUAUGAACCCGGAGAGUUUCGCGGCCGGUGAGAGGCUGGUGUCGCCGGCCUACGUGCGGCAGGGCUGUGAGGCCCGCCGCACGCACGAGNNNNAAUUAUGUGUUUUUUGUUUUAAGGGCAAAUGUCCAGAGGAUGGUUGGGAUGAAAGUACACUUGAACUCUUUCUACAUGAACUGGCGAUCAUGGACAGCAACAAUUUCCUGGGCAACUGUGGUGUGGGAGAACGGGAAGGGAGAGUGGCUUCGGCUUUAGUUGCUCGGCGUCAUUACAGGUUCAUUCAUGGAAUUGGACGAUCAGGUGAUAUUUCUGCUGUGCAACCAAAAGCUGCAGGUUCUAGCCUUUUGAACAAAAUUGCCAAUUCUUUGGUCCUGGACAUCAUAAAGAUGGCUGGUGUCCAUACAGUGACCAAUUGCUUUGUAGUGCCUAUGGCAACUGGUAUGAGUCUAACUCUGUGUUUCUUGACAUUACGACACAAAAGACCAAAGGCAAAGUAUAUUAUAUGGCCACGAAUAGACCAGAAGUCCUGCUUUAAAUCCAUGAUCACUGCAGGUUUUGAGCCCGUGGUGAUAGAGAACGUUUUAGAAGGUGAUGAGCUGCGCACAGACCUGAAAGCAGUAGAAGCUAAAAUCCAGGAACUUGGGUCUGAUAAUGUGCUUUGUGUUCAUUCUACUACAUCCUGUUUUGCUCCAAGGGUACCUGACAGAUUAGAAGAACUGGCUGUGAUUUGUGCUUCUUACGGUGUUCCACAUAUUGUCAACAAUGCUUAUGGAUUGCAAUCUUCAAAGUGUAUGCACCUCAUUCAGCAGGGGGCUCGGGUUGGUAGAAUAGACGUUUUCGUUCAGAGCUUGGACAAAAAUUUUAUGGUUCCAGUAGGUGGCGCUAUAAUUGCUGGCUUUAAUGAUUCCUUCAUUCAGGAAAUCAGCAAGAUGUAUCCAGGAAGAGCUUCAGCUUCACCUUCUUUAGAUGUCCUUAUUACUUUAUUAUCACUUGGAUCAAAUGGCUAUAAGAAGCUAUUAAAAGAAAGAAAGGAAAUGUUUUCAUAUUUGUCUAUCCAACUGAAGAAGCUGGCCGAAGCCUACGAUGAAAGACUGCUGCAUACACCUCACAACCCCAUAUCUUUAGCUAUGACACUUAAGACACUAGAUGAGCACCGUGACAAAGCUGUCACUCAGCUUGGCUCAAUGCUUUUUACCAGACAGGUUUCUGGAGCCAGAGUUGUGCCUCUUGGGGCUGUGCAAACUGUGAGUGGCUACACUUUCCGAGGCUUCAUGUCACAUACAAAUGAUUAUCCUUGUGCCUACCUCAAUGCUGCGUCAGCCAUCGGAAUGAAGACACAGGAUGUGGACUUGUUCAUAAAGAGACUGGACAAGUGUUUCAAGAUAGUAAGAAAAGAACAAAAUAGAGAGAGUGAUGGAUCUGGAGUUGACAAUGACAAAACUGAAGAUGUGGUUAUUGAUGAAAUGGGUUUAAAACUAGAGAAUGUAUCUCUUGACAAGUUUGAGGAUUCUUCUUCAUGACAUGUGAAGGGUUUCUUUUUGAUAAUUUGAAAGAAAUGAUGAGGUGACAGCAUAAGCAAGCAGUUUAAAGACAAGUCUUGAAAUUUUUGAAUUGAGAAUGUCAUGGAGAAUGUUUGGUCAAGGAAUAGAAUAUGGCCUGAUUUAGCCAUUAAUGAUUGUUACAUUUUUUAUUCUUAGAUAGCCUCAAGCAUUAUGAUCCUUAAUGGAUUAUAACACACAAUUAGCAUUUUUCUAAUUGUGAAAAUAUUUGUCAGUUAAGCAUUAUGAGUCAGAUAAUUUUUACUAAUAUAAGAGCAGUAAAAUUACCAUAAUACUUUUUGAAAUGUGUAGACUGUUUCUUCCUAACUACUCUCUACCAUUCACAAAUUACUUUUGUUUCUGAUCACACAGAAUUUAGAAAGAUCUCUAACGCUACUAAUUUCUAGAUGUUUGUGGAUGUAUGCAAGUCACAGUGUGCCUGUAAAAUGGACACUUCCCAGAGAAGUGUAGUCAAGGGGUAAGCUUUAAUUUUCUCUCAACAGCAUUGGUUCUCAAUUGGGGAUGAGUUGCUUAUAUCCAAGCAAAUAUCUGGGACAUUUUUGCUUAUAUCUGGGAUAUUUUUGGUUGUUAUGACUGGUGGGAUGCUAUUGACAUCUAACAUCCUAUAGUGGACAAGACAACUUUCCAAAACAAAGAAUUAUCCAACUCCUAAUCUCAGUAGUGCUGAGGUUGAGAAACACUGCUCUAAAGUAAACUAACUCCUCAAGGGAAGAAUUUUCCAUAGCAACUUUAAUUAUUCAGUAAUGCUUCAAAGAAGAUAGCUCUAAAGUGUUAUCUGUCUAUAUGGUAUAGACUUCUGGGUAAUAACCAGCGUUACCAGUUCUAAAUAUGUAAUUAUAAAUUGUUUUAUAUGGCACUUGUGCAUCUUUCCAUUUGUGUAAAUGAAAACUUUAUUUCACUGUU
This is a messenger RNA of Myotis davidii, 2670 nucleotides long. RefSeq names its product Sep (O-phosphoserine) tRNA:Sec (selenocysteine) tRNA synthase (gene SEPSECS). Gene Ontology annotation, molecular function: O-phosphoseryl-tRNA(Sec) selenium transferase activity; tRNA binding. NCBI's taxonomy places the organism in Eukaryota, Metazoa, Chordata, Mammalia, Chiroptera, Vespertilionidae. Gene Ontology annotation, biological process: conversion of seryl-tRNAsec to selenocys-tRNAsec; selenocysteine incorporation. Bases 34 to 1728 code for a protein of 564 amino acids. The record is from RefSeq and is a predicted model, not a curated record. The transcript has 11 exons.